Messenger RNA from Talaromyces rugulosus, 924 nucleotides. RefSeq lists its product as uncharacterized. The record is from RefSeq and is a predicted model, not a curated record. Lineage: Eukaryota; Fungi; Ascomycota; Eurotiomycetes; Eurotiales; Trichocomaceae. The transcript is spliced from 2 exons. The coding region runs from base 1 to 924 and encodes 307 amino acids. Gene Ontology annotation, molecular function: protein binding.
AUGUCCUUUGCCCCUCCCCCAGGUCCACCACCCCCGCCGGUGCCGGCAGGUUGGAAGGCCCAGUACGACGACCGGUACAAGCAAUGGUUCUUCAUUAACCUCAAAACCGGUGUUUCGCAAUGGACAGCUCCUGAAGAAGCAUCCUCGUCCGGUCCGCCAAGCGAUGCCCCGCCAUCAUACUCGGGCCCUGGCAAUGCCGCAAGCGACGAUAAAUCGCGUUUAAGCUCGAAUAAUCCGUAUAGCCACAGCGCUCCUACUCCUCGAGACAGCAGUGGUAAUGUCGACGAAGAUGCCAAAUUGGCUGCCCGGCUGCAAGCGGAAGAAGAUGCGCGAGCGAGGGGCGUCGGAGGCUCCUCCGACCGCCCCGGUUCGCGCGGCGCAAGUUCAGAUUAUUACAGUGGCUCAUCACCGUCGAUACCACCGCGACCGGAUUCGGGAAGUGCACCGCUACCUCCUGAUGAUCGCCAGCGUGGUGCGCGGGGUCUCUUGGGGAAGGUGUUUGGCAAGUCGUCGUCUAGCAGCCAGCCUCCUCAACAAGGUUAUGGUGGUGGGUAUGGACAACAGCAACAGCAAUAUCCGCCACAGCAGCAAUAUGGAUAUGGUGGUCCUCCUCAGCCGCAGUAUGGGUAUCCUCCUCAAGGCGGGUAUCCCCCACAGGGUGGAUAUUAUCCUCCCGGUCCUGGGUAUGGCGGCUAUGGUCCUGGCCCUGGAUACGGAUAUCCGCCUCAACAACAACAACAACAACAACAGGGUAGGACCGGUGGCGGAGGAAUGGGUACAAUGGGGGCUGCUGCCCUAGGUGUCGGCGGUGGUCUUUUGGCCGGUGCGCUGAUUACAGAUGCAGUCGAGGAUCACGAUGAUCAUGAGUAUCAACAGGGAUAUGACCAGGGUUACGAUGACGGUGGUGACGGUGGUGAUUUCUAG